GAGGCGCCGUCCGGUUGUCAAAAUAUUGUUUGUGUUGCGGUUUUAUUUAAUUAAAAUCUAAAAGUAUUUCGUUUAAUACUGAAAUAAUUUAAAUUGAUUUGAAUCGACCAUUUUCAACAUGACGCAAUUCAUUGACAAAUUCAAACAAUUAGACGCCUAUGCUAAGACUUUGGAAGAUUUUAGAGUUAAAACUACAACGGGGGCAACCGUUACAAUCAUUGGUGGCUGUAUAAUGAUACUGCUGUUUAUGUCUGAACUGCAUACUUACCUAUCCCCAAACAUUUCAGAAGAACUUUUUGUGGAUACAUCCAGAGGCCACAAAUUACGCAUUAACUUAGAUAUUAUAGUACCUACAAUAUCAUGUAACUAUUUAGUUCUAGAUGCUAUGGAUUCUUCUGGUGAACAGCAUCUUCAAAUGGAACAAAACAUUCAUAAGAGGAGAUUGGAUCUCGAUGGUAAUGCGAUUGAAGAACCAAAAAAAGAAGAAAUAUCAACAGCAUCAACAUUGAAGCAAAACAACAGUGAAAUAGCAACAUUAACAUGCGGUAGCUGUUAUGGAGCAGCUUUCAAUGAGUCUCAAUGCUGCAAUACAUGUGAUGAUGUAAAAGAAGCAUAUAGAUUGCGAAGGUGGGCUCUUCCCCAUUUAAGUACUAUAGAACAAUGCAAAAAUGAUGAAUCUGUUGAGAAAUUGAAUUUAGCUCUCAAAGAAGGAUGUCAAAUAUAUGGUUACAUGGAAGUAAACAGAGUUGGUGGCAGUUUUCACAUUGCACCUGGAAAAAGCUUCACAAUAAGUCAUGUUCAUGUACAUGAUGUGCAACCAUUUUCAUCAUCGGUAUUUAAUACAACACAUAUUAUAAAACAUUUGUCAUUUGGAACUGAUAUUGAAGGUGCUAAUACAGCUCCACUGAAUGGAAUCAUUGGACUUGCCACUGAAGGUGCAAUGAUGUUUCAGUAUUAUUUAAAAAUAAUACCAACUAUGUAUGUAAAGUUAGAUAAAACAGUAUUACACACAAACCAAUUCUCCGUCACUAGACAUCACAAAUCAGUUUCGAAUGUCCAUGCAGAAUCUGGUAUGCCUGGUGCUUUCUUCAGCUAUGAAUUAUCACCACUAAUGGUAAAAUACACAGAAAAAGAAAGGUCCAUUGGUCAUUUUGCUACAAACAUCUGUGCUAUAAUUGGAGGAGUGUUUACUGUUGCAGGCAUUUUUGAUGCUCUAUUGUAUCACUCAAUUAAUGCAUUUGAAAACAAACUAUUGCUUGGUAAAACAGGAUAAUUUAUAAUAACUGUUCACAAGGUUUUU
This is a messenger RNA of Bombyx mandarina (wild silkworm), 1300 nucleotides long. RefSeq names its product endoplasmic reticulum-Golgi intermediate compartment protein 3. Gene Ontology annotation, cellular component: COPII-coated ER to Golgi transport vesicle; endoplasmic reticulum; endoplasmic reticulum membrane. NCBI's taxonomy places the organism in Eukaryota, Metazoa, Arthropoda, Insecta, Lepidoptera, Bombycidae. Gene Ontology annotation, biological process: retrograde vesicle-mediated transport, Golgi to endoplasmic reticulum; endoplasmic reticulum to Golgi vesicle-mediated transport. The record is from RefSeq and is a predicted model, not a curated record.